This is a messenger RNA of Cooperia oncophora, 261 nucleotides long. NCBI's taxonomy places the organism in Eukaryota, Metazoa, Nematoda, Chromadorea, Rhabditida, Trichostrongylidae. The record is from the annotation of a GenBank genome assembly.
AUGGAUUGGUCGACGAAACCACAGCAAACUCGGGAUUCAUCUCGGGGUCACGACAGAUAUCUUUAUGGUGACGCUGCCGUAGGCUCCAUUAAUAGAUCUCAAGCUAAAAAGGCUUACAAAGAGGCUGCGAAGGCUCAGCGUGAGAAAGUAGAACUGCGUGCAUCAGAAGGAGAACCAUAUGCAGAUGAAGAAGAGGAGGUAGUCCUUACAUCUUACCACCGCCCUACCUCUUAUGUUCUUAUAACGUUAAAUUUUGUGUAA